Messenger RNA from Leptosia nina, 903 nucleotides. The record is from the annotation of a GenBank genome assembly. Lineage: Eukaryota; Metazoa; Arthropoda; Insecta; Lepidoptera; Pieridae.
AUGGCGUUACAUAUUUCAAAGUCUACGAAAUGGCCUGACCCUUUUAAAGAUGAAGUAGCUUACGUCGAUAAUCCUAUUGAAUCUGGAUUUCCAGGGCACUGGUUGCCCCUAAGCAUAAUAAAGAAGAUUAUGGAAAUGCGAGUUCUGACAUUGGCUUCGGAAGCUACCCAACGACCAAAGCCAACUUUAAAAAUAGUGAAAUUAAAGUUACACGUUACUACACGACACAAGAAGACUAAUCGGAAAACAGCUCGACAAGUUUUGAAUGAUAUUACUUCAAAAAUGACGUCAACUAAAGAUGUCACGACACAAACGAUAUCACGGUGUACAAGUGCUAGUAGUACAAAGGGAUAUACUUCUGUAGUAGAGAGGAGUUCUAUCCCAGAAACAUCACGUUUAUCGUCUUCAACACAAAAUGUUUCUCUAACAACGCAAGCAACAUCAGUGUUUUUUACAAAUGCGUCAACUGUUAAAGUUCUACCAGUAAAAUCCACAACAGUACCUUCCUCGUCAAUAACACCAAAGAUGUUGUCAACAUUAACAACAACUACAGCACCUACAGCGACAGCGGCGGCUACGACUACUACGCCCCGAACUACACCAACAACCCGGGUAUUAACAACGACGACACCGAAAAUUUCAACAACAGCGUCGGAUGCAACAACAACAACAUCAUUCCCGACAACGACAACACCGUUACUCACAACAACAAGAGCGCCGGAAACAACAACAACAUCAUUCCCCACAACGUCAGCACAGUUACAGACAACAAUAACAGCGCCGGAAGCAAAAACACCUACAUCAGUCUCGACAACGACAACACCGUUACUAACAACAACAACGAAAACAACACAGACGACGUCGACUACUACUACUACAGAAACUGGAAAUCCAUUUUACUAG